AUGGAACAACUUAGGCUGAAAAACACUCUACUGGAGGAUUUAUGGAAGGUAGUUAAAUUGAAUGACUCGCUCCUUUUCCAAAAGUUAAGGGAUAGAUGUAUUAAAGAGGGGGAAUCCAAUACGAAGUAUAUUCACAACAUCGUUAAUUGGAGGAGAAGGGUGAAUGCUUUGCGGGGGCUCUUAAUUGAAGGCAAUUGGGAGGAGGAUCCGUUUCAAAUAAAAAAUGAGGUAAAAACUUACUUUGACGACAUAUUCAUAUCAAGGCCGGACUCUGGCCUAUCUCUUGAUGGUGUUCCCUUCCAUAUGAUCUCAAGGGUGGAGAAGGCUUCUCUUGUUGCAAACUUUGACUUGGAAGAAAUCAGAGCGAUGGUUUGGGAUUGCGAGGGUGAUAGUAUCCCGGGGCCGGAUGGCUUCAACUUCUGGUUUCUUAAAGUUGUUUGGCAUGACAUGAAGAUGGAUAUCAAGAAAGUGGUGGAUGAUUUUCAUAGAAAUGGUUGCAUGUAUAAAAUAGUGGCUAAGCUCCUUGCCAAUAGACUUCGAGGGGUCAUGGAUCAUAUUGAUAUCAACCAAUCUGCUUUUAUUGGAGGAAGACAAAUGAUGGAUAGUGUGUUGGUGGCAAAUGAGGUCAUUGAUGAGGAAAAGACAAGGAAGAGAACUUGUUUAAUCUUCAAGGUGGAUUUUGAAAAGGCGAAUGACUCUGUCAAUUAG
Lotus japonicus is the source of this 708-nucleotide messenger RNA. RefSeq lists its product as uncharacterized. The record is from RefSeq and is a predicted model, not a curated record. NCBI's taxonomy places the organism in Eukaryota, Viridiplantae, Streptophyta, Magnoliopsida, Fabales, Fabaceae. The coding region runs from base 1 to 708 and encodes 235 amino acids. The transcript is spliced from 2 exons.